AUGAAAGCUCCACUGCAAUUGUGCAGUGCGCAGCUCAACAGAUUUGUUGAGCUGCUCCAACUGGAUGACUUCCUCAACUUUGCUGACGAUAUUCGUCCAUUCGACGAUGAUGAAACAGUAAAUGAAACAUCAAAAGACAGCAGUGCAGAUCAAGUUCUGAGUGUGUCUGUUCCUGUGAAUAAUAAGGAAAUUAAACCAAGCAGGAAUCCAGCUAUUGGUAAAAGGAAAGAGCAGACCCUGAGGGAACUGCAGAUGGCAUAUUAUGCUGGAGCCAUUGCAGUUCAACAGGAAAAGUUGCUCCUUAUGAAAUCCCAGAGAGAGUUUUUUGAGGAGGGAAAGCUCAUGAUGGCAUUUGCCAAAGACAAACUGUAAAAGAAUGUCAUAAAACAACAUUUUUUAUCAUAAAAAAAAAAUAAUUCUAAAAAUGAUAAUAAAUGAUACAAAUUACAUUUGUAGCCGGGGUUUGUGUAAACAACACAAUGGGUUUAAGUUCCAAGUUUUUAAUAUAAUUAUGUGAAUGAUGGUCAGUGACCAAGACUUAGUGUAGAAAGUGGCAAUUGAAAAUAGCCAACUACAACAUCUACCUCUUGCAAGGUUUUACAUACAAGUGACUUAACAUUUAGUUACUAUUUAAAAUUAUAUGGAUGAACAUGAAAUCAUCUCACAAUAAACACAAAAAUGUAAAUAAAGUAAGUUAGAGAGUAGACACUCAGUUGUAGACAGUGUUUACAAGGUGCAUGAGAAAAUUCCUGACCUAAAUUUAAAUACAUCUGUUCAAUCAGCUGAUGGCUGACCUAGUUGUCAGUUAAAUGUAAACAUAAUGGAUCUCUAUAAUUAUGCACAGGGAAAAUAAUCAAAAUUAUUAAACUAUAUAUUUAUGAACACACAUUUUAAAGACUUGUUUUGUCUUUAUCAGAUGUAAAUGAACACACAUUUUAUAGACUUGUUUUGUCUUUAUCAGAUGUAAAUGAACACACAUUUUAUAGACUUGUUUUGUCUUUAUCAGAUGUAAAUGAACACACAUUUUUAAGACUUGUUUUGUCUAUGUCCGUACAUCAGUCUGAAUACU
This is a messenger RNA of Dreissena polymorpha, 1069 nucleotides long. RefSeq lists its product as uncharacterized. Lineage: Eukaryota; Metazoa; Mollusca; Bivalvia; Myida; Dreissenidae. Bases 1 to 372 code for a protein of 123 amino acids. The transcript is spliced from 6 exons. The record is from RefSeq and is a predicted model, not a curated record.